AUGCUGCGGGCGAAUUGCCGUUACUUUAGCAGUUCUUUUCGAGCUUGGGCAGGCCAUUCCAAGUGGCAGAACAUCAAGCACACUAAAGCUCGAAAUGAUGCUAAACGCUCCAACACAAACACCAAAAUGGCCAACAUGAUCACAGUGGCCGCCAGAGAGGGCGGCGGCACUGAUCUUGCGCUGAAUGUCCGGCUCGCGACCAUGGUUGAAAAUGCCCUGAAAAUGAGCAUUCCCAAGCGUGUGAUUGAAGGUGCUAUUGCCAGAGCCUCGAAAGGUGCCGGAAGCGCUGCCGAGGAGUCUGUUUCAAUCACAUACGAAGGAGUGGGCCCCGGCGGGGUUGCAUACGUUGUUGAAACCCUUACGGACAAUAAAAACCGCACCGCACAACAGGUCAGAGCUGCCUUCAUGCGGUUCAAGGGCUCCCUGUCCCCCACAAGCUUCUUGUUCCAGCGUAAAGGCUGGAUCCAACUCGGGGAAGGAGCGGACUUUGACGAGGUCUUUGAGAAAGCUAUCGACCUGGGUGCCGAGGACGUUGUGGAGAAGGACGGCGAAAUUGUUCUGUAUACCGAGACUUCGCAGCUCGCUGUGGUAGCAAACGAAAUUAAAAAGGACUACAAAAUCGACAACAUGGGACUGUCCUACGAACCUGAACCUGACCAGGCAGUCGCCGAACUCGACGAGGAGACGCAAACCAAACACUACAAACUCAUCGACGCUUUAGAAGAGCUUGACGAUGUCAACACUGUAUAUACAAACUACCGCGAGUAG
Messenger RNA from Wickerhamiella sorbophila, 768 nucleotides. Its product is annotated as putative transcriptional regulatory protein HAH1. The coding region runs from base 1 to 768 and encodes 255 amino acids. Gene Ontology annotation, cellular component: mitochondrion. The transcript has a single exon. Lineage: Eukaryota; Fungi; Ascomycota; Dipodascomycetes; Dipodascales; Trichomonascaceae. The record is from RefSeq and is a predicted model, not a curated record.